AGAUGGAAGUGCUGAAGGCAAUUAAAGAGAUUACUGAUAACCUCAAUGGCAAAAUCGACGAUCUACCCGAGUAUUUCAACAAGCGAGUUGGGGUGUGGGAAAAGGUGACCCCCAAAACAGACCGCACCAUCAAAGAGUCUAAAACCACCACCGACGAAGAUAAAGACGGGACCAAGGAGCACAAGAAUGUGAGCACUAAACUGGAGGAGUCUACCAGCAGCACCCCCUUUAUCAACCCAGAUUGCUAUCAGGCGCUGUUGGCGAUUGAUGUAAAGUUCUACGUACAACUGCACAGGCUGCUACAGCAGGCGUAUGACGCGGCGAUCAUCUCAGCCAACACUAUCGCGCGGAACCAUGAUAAGCUCACCAAUCCCAAGGGCUCGGGUGGUGGCGCACACCAUAUGUUCUGAGCGUAUGACCUCGCCUGAAGUCAAUCCGGUGCAAGGUUUCAUGGGCAUAUGUCCGUGGCACAUAGGAGGUACAAUUAAGACUAGCCAGCGCCACCUGGCAAAGACGCACAAGUGGUAGAAACGAAUUAUAUAAACGAGACCAGGCGAAUUAUCUUCCGUCGCUAUGUGUAAUGACUGGCAUGGGGGUUAAAAAAUAAAUCUGCUUUCACCCUUUCCA
Sphaeroforma arctica JP610 is the source of this 627-nucleotide messenger RNA. RefSeq lists its product as hypothetical. Gene Ontology annotation, cellular component: proteasome activator complex. The transcript has a single exon. The annotation marks the transcript as partial. NCBI's taxonomy places the organism in Eukaryota, Ichthyosporea, Ichthyophonida. The record is from RefSeq and is a predicted model, not a curated record.